AUGUUCAAGCCAAAGUUCAGUCAGUCUCCACGCUUAUGUGGGGAAGCAGUCAAGGGUAUCUUCUUAAGUGUUAUCUUCGAGAAUACUGUGUGGGGAUGGUUAUGGGCAUUGUGGCAGAUUGAGAACAAAACGUUUGUGGGGACGAACAGGACCACUGUGGCACUUCACUACACAUACGAAGUGGUCAUUCCCUACAUACGACUCAAUCCUGAUCCCCACCGUUGUCCCCACGAAGGAUCCCCCAGGAUUCAGAACAUAGUGGCUCUUGCUGCAGGAUAUAUGGCUAUCACGAUCUUUCCAUAUCAACUGCAAAACUGA
Molecule: messenger RNA, 318 nt
Organism: Aspergillus oryzae RIB40
Lineage: Eukaryota; Fungi; Ascomycota; Eurotiomycetes; Eurotiales; Aspergillaceae
Exons: 2
Coding region: 1-318 (105 amino acids)
Source: RefSeq, a predicted model, not a curated record